AUGUUGGGCAGUCAGCACAGUUGGCUCAAGGAUAUGUGAUGUGUUCUACAGGACAUUUAGUGAAGUAUAUAGCCAUCAAGUAAGGCUAGAUAUGCUUACUUUGAUACGUAUUUUGCUGCCUCAGAGACCUCCCAUGCUGAAGCUCUAGGCUCCACUGUACUGUUCUUCCAAUUAGCUUCCAUCUGAGCUUUGUUUGCAGCAUGACCUACAUGGGUCAUGGACCACCCAGUUGUGACCACCAUAUCGUCAACUUGAACAUCCCUAACCUCCAACCUGGAGAAGUGGCUCUGCAUUUCUUCAAUGGUGGGCGAUGGCGACGCUGAAGAAGGAGACAACUGAGACCUCCCCUUGGGGGAAGAGGACACGCUACCCUGUGGACUCAUUUGUGUGGCCACAUCCUUCCUCUGGGUCUCAGGAGAAAACACACCAGCCGCAUCCUUUUCCCCCUCAAGAUCAUCAUCUGCCAGAGGGUGAGCAAUUACAGUUCAUACUAAAAAUGGCAUCGCUGUUGAUCCGACUUGAAUUCAUACAGAGAUCUUCAUACAUUACUCAUACAAUAAAUCAAGCUUUUUUACAUGCAUCCCCCAGCUGUAGUUGUAAUCUAUGAGUGAAAAUGAAAAGCUGGAGCACAAGAAAAGGGAUCAUAUGCAAAGGUUACAAGUCAUAGUUUUUUGAUGUUUUAAGAAUGAAUAAUUUCCACAAAUGGAACAUUAAUGAGAAAAAUAAAGGUUUUUGAUAAUGUUAGAUAAUGGGGUCACAGGAUCCCAAAGGGAACAUUAAUGAGAAAAAUCGUGCUAGAACAAUGCUAGAAACGAAUUACUGAUGCCAGCUUCACUGCCUGUAUUGCUGGCAGAAGAGAGAGAAACUCAGCUCUUUUCCACUCUGAAUUCAGAUCAUUCAGACCAUGGACACUUCCUUACAGCCAUCGAAAUGCGUCCACUCCCCCAAGAAUCUCACUCUAG
This is a messenger RNA of Spirodela intermedia, 962 nucleotides long. The record is from the annotation of a GenBank genome assembly. NCBI's taxonomy places the organism in Eukaryota, Viridiplantae, Streptophyta, Magnoliopsida, Alismatales, Araceae.